This is a messenger RNA of Pomacea canaliculata, 2451 nucleotides long. Its product is annotated as S-adenosylmethionine synthase-like. NCBI's taxonomy places the organism in Eukaryota, Metazoa, Mollusca, Gastropoda, Architaenioglossa, Ampullariidae. Gene Ontology annotation, biological process: S-adenosylmethionine biosynthetic process. The record is from RefSeq and is a predicted model, not a curated record. Gene Ontology annotation, molecular function: methionine adenosyltransferase activity; ATP binding. Gene Ontology annotation, cellular component: cytosol.
ACAACGUCCUCUUUUCCCUUUGUAGAUCCUGUGAGAAGGUGUUAACAUGUCAGUCAACGGUUUGAACAGCAGCUCCCAUUACUUGGAGAUCAAUCAGCACUAUGCUGAAGAAUGCAGCCAGGAUGACAUUGGUACAUUCCUGUUCACAUCCGAAUCUGUCGGUGAAGGCCAUCCAGAUAAAAUUUGUGAUCAGAUCAGUGAUGCCAUCUUGGAUGCACAUCUGCGACAGGACCCCAACGCCAAGGUGGCCUGUGAAACUGUCACCAAAACUGGUAUGAUUCUGGUAUGUGGAGAGGUCUCCUCAAAGGCAAAUGUUGACUACCAGAGUGUCAUUCGAAAUACCAUCAAGCAAAUUGGAUAUGAUGACUCAUCCAAAGGAUUUGACUACAAGACUUGCAAUGUCCUGAUUGCUCUUGAGGAACAGAGUCCAGAUAUUGCACAAGGUGUUCACGAAAAUCGUGAUGAAGACAGCAUUGGAGCUGGUGAUCAAGGACUUAUGUUCGGCUAUGCAACUGAUGAGACAGAAGAGUGUAUGCCUCUGACUGUUGUGCUGGCUCACCAACUCAAUGCCAAAAUUGCACAACUUCGUCGUUCAGGGGAAUUGACAUGGGCACGCCCUGAUACCAAGACACAGGUGACUGUGGAGUACAAGUAUGUGAAGGGUGCAGCCAUUCCACUUCGUGUACAUACAGUCGUUGUCUCUGCACAGCAUGAUGAGAAUGUCUCAUUGGAGACACUGCGUGAGGAUAUCAUGCAAAAAGUUGUCAAAGCUGUUAUUCCAUCAAAGUUUCUGGAUGAAAAAACUGUUUAUCACAUCCAGCCUUCGGGCAAGUUCAUCAUAGGAGGUCCUCAGGGUGAUGCUGGUCUGACUGGACGCAAGAUAAUAGUGGAUACUUAUGGUGGAUGGGGUGCUCAUGGAGGUGGUGCCUUCUCUGGCAAGGACUUCUCUAAAGUGGAUCGCUCUGCUGCAUAUGCUUGCCGCUGGGUUGCCAAGUCCCUAGUUAAGGCUGGACUUUGCAAACGUGUUCUUGUGCAAGUAUCUUACGCCAUUGGCAUUGCUGAGCCUCUGUCCAUCACAGUAUUCAGCUAUGGGACAUCCAAAAAGUCAGAGAAAGAACUUCUGCAGAUUGUGAAAAAUAACUUUGAUUUAAGGCCUGGGAGAAUUGUCAAGGACCUGAAUCUCAGACAUCCUAUUUACCAAAAAACUGCAUGCUAUGGACACUUUGGACGAAAUGACUUCACAUGGGAAAUUCCUAAAAAACUUGACUUCUAGACUUUAAUCAAGAAUCACUACUGUCAUUUUUUUGUAGUUUUAUAUCCUCCAUACCAAUUUUCUGAUUCACAUUGGGUGUCUCAUAGUCUUGCUUACAUGUGGGGUUUUAAAUGAUAGGGCUUAUAGCAUUGCUUGUUGGUAAACAAGUUGCAGCAUAUUUGAUCCACUUUCAAUCCCGGUCAAAUGCAUUUGUCUUAAACAUUCUUUUGCACUUUUUGUUUUUAAAUACUGUGUUCAGUUUAUACUUGUACAUUAUGUGGACCGGAUUUGGGAUUCUAGGGGGUUUAUUCCCCUGUGAGCCACAGUAGCUAGAAGGAUAGGUUGACGGAGAGAAACAGCCUAUUGGAUUUGGGGUCCCUGGAAGGCUAGGCAUCUAGAAAGAUUAGCUGUUAGUCUCCCUUGACUUUCGCCUUCUAGUUAUUGCAAAUGUGCUGAUUUCCUUGACCUAAAAUUUUAAGGCACAUUUGUCUUGUGUUUAUGAAAAUUUUCAUGGAAAAGAGCACUCUUUAUAAACACUCGGGCUCACAUCCCAAGGCUAAACUACAUAGUUUAAAGUGUAAACAUGUUCUUUUUAAUAUGUACAUAUGUGCAUUUAGGGUUGCAUUAGAGUUGCUUAAAAUAAAUUUAUUCUCAACAGUUAGAACUAACCAUUAGCCUUUUUAAGUGCAAAUGUAUAUUUACCAUCAACAUCAUUCAAAUGAUACAGCUUUUUUCUAUUAUUCUGUUAUCAUACUAAACGACUUUAUUAGCAUUUGUUCAAAACAUUAUGCAUUAUGAUUAACUAUUUUUUUGUUUUUGUCAUCAACGGAAUGUUGACACUGUGGUGAAUGUGUGUGCCAGUGUUGGUCUUAAAUUUUAGUGUGAUUGUGGGGUGUUGGUUUUAUAGAAAAGUUUAAGUUGAAGAUAUCUGAUCAAAGCUAACUCAUAAUAACAAUUAAUGUAAAGAUGUUUAACUUGCCAUGCUGGCAAGUCUGGCACAAAGACUAUUCAGAGUGUAGUGGUCAUUUCAUGCAAGAAAUUCACAAUGACAUCCAGAUGUGAAGUUCUGUUUGACUGCUUGGUCUUCUUGGAUCUGACACUAAACACUUGUUUUAAAUGUGGGAGUCCACUGGAAGGAAUACUUGUACUUCUGGGAGCAAUGCUAUUUAUUGUUUUUAAUAAAAAUAUUUGUCUUCUUG